Messenger RNA from Mustela erminea (ermine), 1033 nucleotides. RefSeq names its product phosphatidylethanolamine binding protein 1 (gene PEBP1). Bases 114 to 677 code for a protein of 187 amino acids. The record is from RefSeq and is a predicted model, not a curated record. The transcript is spliced from 4 exons. Gene Ontology annotation, biological process: negative regulation of MAPK cascade. Lineage: Eukaryota; Metazoa; Chordata; Mammalia; Carnivora; Mustelidae.
CAGCUGGUCCCGCGCCUCCUCUGGCCAGUUUGCAGACUGCUGGGAGUUGGCUCCGCUCGGCUGUUCCAGUCUGCGGAGACUCUUCCCGGUUGUGUGCCCAGCUCGGCUCCGCAAUGCCGGUGGACCUCAGCAAGUGGUCCGGGCCUUUGAGCCUGCAGGAAGUGGACGAGCGGCCGCAGCAUCCGCUGCAGGUCAAAUACACCGGGACAGAGAUCGACGAGCUGGGUAAAGUGCUGACGCCCACCCAGGUUAAGAACCGGCCCACCAGUAUUGCGUGGGAUGGCCUUGAUUCUGGUAAACUCUACACCUUGGUCAUGACAGAUCCAGAUGCUCCCAGCAGGAAGGACCCCAAGUACAGGGAGUGGCACCAUUUUCUGGUGGUCAACAUGAAGGGCAAUGACAUCAGCAGUGGCACAGUCCUCUCCGAUUAUGUCGGCUCUGGGCCUCCCAAGGGCACAGGCCUUCACCGCUAUGUCUGGCUGGUUUACGAGCAGAAGGGGCCACUGAAGUGUGACGAGCCCAUCCUCAGCAACCGAUCUGGAGACCACCGUGGCAAAUUCAAAGUGGCAUCUUUCCGCAAAAAGUACGAGCUUGGGCCCCCAGUGGCCGGCACGUGUUACCAGGCGGAAUGGGAUGACUAUGUGCCCAAACUCUAUGAGCAGCUCUCUGGGAAGUAGGGGAAUGCCAGGAGAUAGAGGCCAUCCUGGAGACCUCAAGCAGUGUUCUCAAGUUCAGUGAUGCAUGUAGAUUUCUCUGCUUCCCCGUUCCCAUUCUCACAGGUGAGGCCUGAGCAGUCAGGUAGUGGUCUAGAGUGACCUUUCCUUCUGCCUGUCCUUUAUAAUUCUAGAGGGUCACACUGCCCAUUUCUGUUUUGAUCAAAUUUGAACUCCAUUUUUGGGGGUAUUUUGGUACUGUGUUGGGGUCAUCAAAUUGUUAUGGUAAGAAUAGCAAUCCAGAAUUUCAAGAAGUAAAAAUUGAGGUAAAAAGACCAGGUCUUUGGUAGUAGAGCAGAGUGUCAUAGAAUCUUUAAGGU